UUCGCCACUGCAUAGCAACUCUUCUAAACCCUAAAACCUCUAAUAGCUCUUCUCCCUCCCUCCACCUCAAUCGCCGAACGACGAUAAUCGAGAAAAAAAAAAUGGCGGAACUAAAGCUAUCUGAGAGCCGCGACCUAACAAGAGUGGAGCGAAUCGGCGCGCACUCGCACAUCCGAGGCCUGGGACUCGACUCAUCCCUCGAGCCACGAGCCGUCUCCGAAGGAAUGGUAGGCCAAGUGAAGGCCCGCAAAGCCGCCGGCGUAAUCCUCCAGAUGAUCAAAGAAGGCAAAAUCGCCGGCCGGGCCAUCCUAAUCGCGGGGCAGCCCGGAACUGGCAAAACCGCGAUCGCGAUGGGAAUGGCGAAAUCCCUCGGACUGGAGACGCCCUUCGCGAUGAUCGCGGGGAGCGAGAUAUUCUCCCUGGAGAUGUCGAAGACCGAGGCUUUGACUCAGUCUUUCCGCAAAGCGAUCGGUGUGAGGAUCAAGGAGGAGACCGAGGUUAUCGAAGGAGAGGUCGUUGAGGUUCAGAUCGAUAGGCCUGCUUCUUCGGGUGUUGCGUCCAAGUCCGGGAAGCUGACUAUGAAGACGACGGAUAUGGAGACUGUGUACGAUAUGGGGGCGAAGCUGAUUGAGUCUUUGAAUAAGGAGAAAGUGCAGAGCGGUGAUGUGAUUGCGCUUGAUAAGGCGACUGGGAAGAUUAGUAAGCUUGGGAGGUCGUUUUCGAGGUCUAGGGACUAUGAUGCUAUGGGUGCUCAGACUAAGUUUGUGCAGUGCCCUGAAGGGGAGCUGCAGAAGAGGAAAGAGGUUGUGCAUUGUGUCACUCUUCAUGAGAUUGAUGUUAUCAACAGCAGGACGCAAGGGUUUCUAGCCCUAUUCACGGGUGAUACAGGAGAAAUCCGAUCAGAAGUUCGUGAACAGAUCGACACGAAAGUAGCGGAGUGGAGAGAAGAAGGCAAAGCUGAGAUAGUCCCCGGUGUUCUCUUCAUCGACGAAGUCCACAUGCUCGACAUUGAAUGCUUCUCAUUCCUCAACCGAGCCCUCGAGAACGAAAUGUCACCGAUCCUCGUCGUGGCGACGAACCGAGGAGUCACGACAAUCCGCGGAACUAACCAGAAAUCACCUCACGGGAUCCCGAUCGAUCUCCUCGACCGUCUCCUCAUCAUCUCGACUCAGCCUUACACGGACGAAGACAUAAGGAAAAUCUUGGAGAUACGUUGCCAAGAAGAAGACGUUGAGAUGAACGAGGAGGCGAAGCAGCUAUUGACUUUGAUCGGGCGCGAUACUUCUCUGAGGUAUGCGAUUCAUCUGAUAACAGCUGCUGCGUUGUCUUGCCAGAAGCGGAAAGGGAAAGUUGUGGAGAUUGAGGAUGUCAACAGAGUUUAUCGAUUGUUCUUGGAUGCGAGGAGGUCGAUGCAGUACCUUGUUGAGUAUCAGAGUCAGUAUAUGUUCAGCGAACCUAUCGAAGCUGAUGGAGAAGAGGAACAAGACGCUAUGCAGAGCUGAAGAUUCUAUCUUUGUUUGCUCUUUUUAUUACGUGUGCUCUGCGGUGUUAUCGAUCUAUGACUCGGUCUCUUUUAUGUUUGGUUUCUUUUCAAGUUGUAAUGAAUGUUUUAACUAUGGAUCGUUGUAGUAAGACUUGGAUAUUUGUUUCGUAUCCAAUAGUAUGUAACUUCAAAUUACUCUU
Messenger RNA from Brassica oleracea var. oleracea, 1683 nucleotides. Its product is annotated as ruvB-like 2. Gene Ontology annotation, biological process: regulation of transcription by RNA polymerase II; box C/D snoRNP assembly; chromatin remodeling. The coding region runs from base 102 to 1502 and encodes 466 amino acids. Lineage: Eukaryota; Viridiplantae; Streptophyta; Magnoliopsida; Brassicales; Brassicaceae. Gene Ontology annotation, cellular component: Ino80 complex; R2TP complex; Swr1 complex. The transcript has 2 exons. The record is from RefSeq and is a predicted model, not a curated record. Gene Ontology annotation, molecular function: DNA helicase activity; ATP hydrolysis activity; ATP binding.